AUGGAUCAAAGGAAGAAUGAGAGUAUUGUUCCUAGUAUCACUCAAUUAGAAGAUUUUCUUACAGAACACAAUUCCAAUGUUGUUUGGCUCCUUGUUGCUACCAUUUUGUCCUGUGGAUGGAUUAUUUAUCUCACGUAUUACAAUUCUCGAAAUGUUGGUCUUAUUUUAACAUUGGUUCUUAAUAGAUUAUACAAACAUGGGUAUAUCCAUAUUGGCUCCUUCUCUUUCUCUGUUCUUUCUGGAAAAGUCAUGGUUCGUGAAAUCUAUUAUAUUACAGAAGACAUGUCUAUUAGAAUUCAAGAUGGAUUUAUAAUUUUUCGGUGGUGGAAAAUGUAUAAUCCAAAGCAGAAGCAACAUGAUCCAAAGGCAGAAACCAGAUUAUACAUCACAGUCAAUGACUUUGAAUUUCAUGUCUAUAAUCGUUCGGAUCUUUAUGGACGUCUUCAAGAAUUGUUUGGUUUGGAACCAACAAUAAUUCCACCCAAGAAAGAGGAUGAUAAAUCACGGGAAAAUGGAAGAACAAGAGCCCAGUCUAAAAUUGAAAGAGUUAAAGUAAAAACAGAAUCUCAAGACCCCACAUCUUCAUGGAGAUCACUCAUUCCAGUUAUAAAAGUCAAUGUGAGCACAGGACGUUUGGCCUUUGGAAAUCAUUACCAACCUCAAACUCUAUGUAUCAACUUUGAUGAUGCUUUCUUAACUUAUACUACAAAACCACCUUCCAGUCAUCUUGACCAAUUUAUGCAUAUUGUGAAAGGAAAGCUUGAAAAUGUUCGAGUCAUGCUUGUUCCCAGUCCAAGAUAUGUUGGUCUUCAAAAUGAUGAGCCACCAAGAUUAAUGGGAGAAGGUUUUGUGGUGAUGCAGUCAAAUGAUGUUGACAUCUACUAUUACAUGGAUGAACCAGGACUUGUUCCAGAAGAAACAGAAGAAAAUACUGAAGGAGAAAUGAGCAGUGAGGAUUGCAAAUUACAAGAUUUGCCUCCAUGUUGGGGAUUGGAUAUAGUUUGUGGUAAAGGAACAGAUUUCAACUAUGGGCCAUGGGCCGAUAGGCAGAGAGAUUGUUUAUGGAAGUUUUUCUUCCCACCUGAUUAUCAAGUUCUGAAAGUUUCUGAAAUUGCACAGCCUGGGAGACCACGACAGAUUCUUGCUUUUGAACUGCGAAUGAAUAUUAUUGCAGAUGCUACAAUUGAUUUGCUAUUUACCAAAAAUAGGGAAACAAAUGCUGUACAUGUAAAUGUAGGAGCUGGGUCAUAUUUAGAAAUUAAUAUUCCAAUGACAGUUGAGGAAAACGGUUACACUCCUGCCAUUAAAGGACAGCUCUUACAUGUUGAUGCCACCACCAGCAUGCAAUACCGCACCCUCUUAGAAGCAGAAAUGUUAGCAUUCCACAUCAAUGCCAGUUACCCCCGAAUAUGGAACAUGCCACAGACAUGGCAGUGUGAAUUAGAAGUUUAUAAAGCCACCUACCACUUCAUCUUUGCACAGAAGAACUUCUUUACUGAUUUAAUUCAAGACUGGUCUAGUGAUAGUGCUCCAGACAUUUUUUCAUUUGUGCCAUAUACAUGGAAUUUUAAAAUCAUGUUUCAUCAAUUUGAAAUGAUUUGGGCUGCUAAUCAACACAAUUGGAUUGAUUGUUCCACUAAACAACAAGAAAAUGUGUAUCUGGCAGCCUGUGGGGAAACAUUAAACAUUGAUUUCUCUUUGCCUUUUACGGACUUUGUUCCAGCUACGUGUAACACCAAGUUCUCUUUAAGAGGAGAAGAUGUUGAUCUUCAUUUAUUUCUACCAGAUUGCCACCCUAGUAAAUAUUCAUUAUUUAUGCUGGUGAAGAAUUGCCACCCAAACAAAAUGACUCAUGAUACCGGUAUUCCUGCUGAGUGUCAAAGUGGGCAGAAAACUGUUAAACCAAAAUGGCGGAACAUUACACAAGAAAAAGCUGGUUGGGUUGAAUGCUGGACUGUCCCAAGUGUCAUGCUCACAAUUGAUUAUACAUGGCAUCCAAUUUAUCCGCAAAAAGCAGAUGAGCAGCUAAAGCAAUCGUUGUCAGAAAUGGAAGAAACAAUGCUAUCUGUAUUAAGGCCAUCCCAGAAAACAUCAGACAGAGUUGUUUCUUCUCCUUCUACUUCGUCACGCCCACCUAUUGAUCCCUCAGAACUUCCACCUGAUAAACUUCAUGUGGAAAUGGAACUUUCUCCAGAUUCUCAAAUAACUCUAUAUGGACCAUUAUUAAAUGCCUUCUUAUGUAUAAAGGAAAACUACUUUGGGGAAGAUGACAUGUAUAUGGAUUUUGAAGAGGUUAUUUCAAGUCCUGUUCUGUCACUGUCAACAUCAUCCAGCUCUGGGUGGACUGCUGUUGGAAUGGAAAAUGACAGAAAGGAAAAUGAAAGUUCAGCCAAAUCAAUUCAUCCGCUUACCUUGCGUCCUUGGGAUAUUACUGUACUUGUUAAUUUGUACAAAGUUCAUGGGCGUCUUCCUGUUCAUGGAACCACUGAUGGUCCUGAGUGCCCUACAGCAUUCUUGGAAAGACUGUGUUUUGAAAUGAAAAAAGGAUUUAGGGAGACCAUGCUGCAACUUGUCCUGUCACCCCUGAAUGUGUUUGUCAGUGACAAUUAUCAGCAGCGACCCCCUGUGGAUGAAGUACUCCGGGAAGGUCACAUCAAUUUGUCGGGUCUCCAGCUGAGAGCACAUGCUAUGUUCUCAGCAGAAGGUCUUCCUUUGGGAAGUGAUUCUUUAGAAUACGCAUGGUUAAUUGAUGUGCAGGCUGGAAGCCUUACAGCUAAGGUCACAGCACCACAGCUGGCUUGUCUCUUGGAGUGGGGACAGACAUUUGUUUUUCAUGUGGUAUGUCGGGAGUAUGAGCUGGAAAGACCCAAAUCAGUAAUAAUAUGUCAGCAUGGAAUUGACCGUCGGUUCUGUGAAUCCAAGUUGAGCUGUAUUCCUGGGCCUUGUCCAACUUCAGAUGAUUUGAAAUAUACUAUGACUCGUUUAGCAGUAGAUGGAGCAGAUAUUUAUAUUGUGGAGCAUGGCUGUGCUACAAAUCUAAAGAUGGGUGCAAUUCGAGUUGCGAACUGUAAUCUCCACAAUCAGUCGGUUGGGGAAGGAAUAAGUGCUGCAAUUCAGGAUUUUCAAGUGAGACAGUACAUUGAACAGUUAAAUAAUUCCAGAGUUGGACUUCAGCCUGCAGUGCUACGGAGGGCCUAUUGGCUUGAAGCUGGGUCAGCCAAUUUAGGACUCAUUACUGUUGAUAUUGCAUUAGCUGCAGAUCAUCAUUCUAAACAUGAGGCCCAAAGACAUUUCUUAGAAACUCAUGAUGCCAGAACUAAGAGGUUGUGGUUUUUGUGGCCAGAUGAUACCCUGAAGAAUAAGAGGUGUAAGAACAAAUGUGGUUGUCUUGGUGGCUGCAGAUUCUUUGGUGGCACAGUAACUGGCCUAGAUUUCUUCAAACUUGAAGAGUUGACACCUUCCAGUAGUUCUGCGUUUUCAAGCACGAGUGCAGAGUCUGAUAUGUAUUAUGGACAGUCUCUGCUACAGCCUGGAGAAUGGAUUAUUACUAAAGAAAUUCCCAAAGUUGUAGAUGGUAAUGUGAAUGGCAUGAAGAGGAAAGAAUGGGAAAACAAAUCAGUGGGAAUAGAAGUAGAAAGAAAAACUCAGCACCUUAGUCUUCAAGUACCGUUACGAUCUCAUAGCUCAUCUUCUUCCUCAGAAGAAAAUAGUAGUUCUAGUGCUGCACAGCCUUUAUUGGCUGGAGAAAAAGAAAGUCCCUCUUCUGUUGCUGAUGACCAUUUGGUUCAAAAAGAAUUCUUGCAUAGUGCGAAAAGAGAUGAUGGCCAAGUAAGUAUUCCUACAGAAAUAUCAGGAAAUAGCCCCGUGUCUCCUAAUACUCAGGAAAAGUCAGUAGGUCAGUCUCCUCUGAGAUCUCCCUUGAAACGACAAGCCUCUGUAUGUUCCACUCGACUUGGAAGUACCAAGAGCCUUACUGCUGCUUUUUAUGGGGACAAGCAGCCUGUUACAGUUGGAGUCCAGUUUAGUAGUGAUGUCUCCCGAAGUGAUGAGAAUGUGCUAGACUCACCAAAGCAGAGAAGGAGUUUUGGUUCAUUUCCAUACACACCAUCAGCAGACUCCAAUUCAUUUCAUCAAUAUCGAUCAAUGGAUUCCAGUAUGUCAAUGGCUGAUAGUGAAGCCUACUUUUCUGCAGCUGAAGAAUUUGAGCCCAUUAGCAGUGAUGAAGGCCCGGGAACUUAUCCAGGUAGAAAAAAGAAGAAAAAGCAAACACAGCAGAUUGACUACAGUAGGGGUUCCAUAUAUCACAGUGUGGAAGGGCCACUUACUGGCCAUGGAGAAAGCAUUCAGGAUCCCCGAACUCUGCCGUUCAAAACUCAUCCUUCCCAGGCUUCAUUUGUUUCUGCGUUAGGUGGAGAAGAUGAUGUUAUAGAACAUCCGUAUGUUGUAGAAGUUGAGAAAACAGUAGAGAGUGAACAGAUUACUUCUCAACAACCUGUGAUGAAUUGUUAUCAGACUUACCUUACUCAGUUUCAGGUAAUUAAUUGGUCAGUGAAGCACCCUACUAACAAAAGAACCUCAAAAUCCUCAUUGCAUCGUCCCCUCGAUCUGGACACUCCAACCAGUGAAGAAAGUUCAUCAUCAUUUGAACAGCUUUCUGUUCCAACUUUUAAGGUUAUCAAACAGGGGCUCACCGCUAAUUCUUUACUAGACAGAGGAAUGCAACUUUCAGGAACAACUUCGAAUACACCAUAUACUCCUCUGGAAAAGAAAACUGUUGAUAACACAGAUGAUGAAACAUUAACAGAAGAGUGGACCCUGGAUCAACCAGUCUCUCAGACCAGGACCACAGCCAUAGUUGAAGUAAAAGGGACUGUUGAUAUUGUUCUGACUCCCCUGGUGGCUGAAGCUUUGGACAGAUAUAUUGAAGCGAUGGUUCAUUGUGCUAGUACCCGCCAUCCAGCUGCAAUUGUAGAUGAUCUCCAUGCCAAAGUCCUCAGGGAAGCUGUCCAAAAUAGCAAGACUACCUUCUCAGAAAAUCUAUCUUCCAAACAAGAUGUUAGAGGAACAAAAACUGAACAUACUACCAUAGGAACUACUAACCAAGGACAAGCACAGACAAAUCUUAUAAUGAAGCAAGAUAAUGUAACAAUUAAAGGUCUUCAGGCUAAUGUUAGCAUACCAAAGGUAAACUUAUGUUUGUUACAAGCCUCCGUGGAAGAAUCUCCAAGUACAGCUCCUAAUAAAAGCGUGACUCAUGUUUCUCUAGUAGCAUUGUGUUUUGACAGAAUUGCUACACAAGUUCGUAUGAACAGAGGUGUGGUUGAAGAGACUUCAAACAAUGCAGAACCUGGUAGAACAUCUAAUUUUGAUAGGUAUGUCCAUGCCACUAAGAUGCAGCCUCAGUCAUCUGGAUCUCUCAGAUCAAAUGCUGGAGCAGAAAAAGGCAAAGAAAUUGCAGCCAAGUUAAAUAUUCAUCGAGUUCAUGGGCAACUUAGGGGUCUUGAUACAACAGAUAUUGGUACCUGUGCCAUCACUGCUAUUCCUUUUGAGAAAUCCAAAGUUUUAUUUACUCUUGAAGAGUUGGAUGAGUUUACUUUUGUGGAUGAAACUGAUCAGCAAGCUGUUCCAGAUGUGACUCGCAUAGGUCCCAGCCAAGAAAAAUGGGGUUGGAUAAUGUUUGAAUGUGGACUUGAAAAUUUAACCAUAAAAGGAGGAAGACAAUCUGGUGCUGUUUUAUAUAAUACGUUUGGAAUUAUGGGUAAAGCUAGUGUCACAGAAAGAGGUGGAGUGCUGACAUCCAAUAAUUCUUCUGAUUCUCCAACUGGCAGUGGCUAUAAUACUGAUGUUUCUGAUGAUAAUCUUCCUUGUGAUCGAAUAAGUCCUUCUUCAGACUUAAAUGGAAAUUCUGUUUCAGAUGAACAAGAUGAAGGAGUUGAAUCUGAUGAUUUGAAAAAAGAUCUACCUCUGAUGCCUCCACCUCCAGAUUCAUGUAGCAUGAAGUUGACCAUCAAGGAAAUAUGGUUUAGUUUUGCAGCUCCCACCAAUGUGAGAUCUCCUACACAUUCAUUUUCUAGGCAGCUGAACCUUUUAAGCACUGCAACUCCAGCUGUUGGUGCAUGGCUUGUUCCCAUUGAUCAACUCAAAUCAUCCUUAAACAAAUUAGAAACUGAAGGCACCUUGAGAAUUUGUGCUGUUAUGGGAUGCAUAAUGACAGAAGCAUUAGAGAAUAAAAGUGUACAUUUUCCGCUGAGAAGUAAAUACAACAGACUUACAAAAGUUGCACGUUUUCUCCAAGAAAAUCCUUCAUGUUUGCUGUGCAAUAUACUACAUCACUACCUGCACCAGGCAAAUUACUCCAUCAUUGAUGAUGCUACAAUGAGUGAUGGACUUCCUGCGUUGGUAACUUUAAAGAAAGGUUUAGUUGCACUGGCAAGGCAGUGGAUGAAGUUUAUUGUGGUGACACCAGCCUUUAAAGGAGUUAGCUUACAUCGACCAGCUCAGCCCCUCAAACCUCAAUCAGCUGUGGAUCACGAACAUGAAGAUGGACUUGGGCUGGACAAUGGAGGUGGUCUUCAAAGUGACACCAGUGCUGAUGGAGCAGAAUUUGAAUUUGAUGCAGCCACAGUCAGUGAACACACAAUGCUGCUAGAAGGAACAGCCAACCGGCCUCCACCUGGUAGUUCUGGACCUGUAACUGGAGCUGAAAUAAUGAGGAAACUUUCUAAGACUCAUACUCAUAGUGACUCUGCAUUAAAAAUAAAGGGCAUUCACCCAUAUCAUUCUUUGAGCUAUACCAGUGGAGACACUGCCACAGAUUCUCCGGUACAUGUUGGACGUGCUGGGAUGCCAGUUAAGGAGAGUCCAAGGAAGGAGAGCCUACUCAGCUACCUGACUGGAAGCUUCCCAAGCCUGCACAACCUCCUGGAAGGGACCCCUCAAAGAAGUAGUGCAGCUGUAAAAAGCAGCUCCUUAACAAGAACAGGAAAUACAAUGGCCACUGAUAUGUUAUCCGAACAUCCCUUGCUAUCUGAGCCAUCUUCUGUGAGUUUCUAUAAUUGGAUGUCAAAUGCUGUUGGUAAUCGUGGAAGUGUGGUACAGGAAUCUCCUGUUACAAAGUCUGCACAUAACAGCCUUCCAACAGGUGUUGCACCCAAUCUUCCUACGAUACCCUCAGCUUCAGAUUUCAACACUGUCUUAUCUAGCGACCAGAAUACUUUGGAUGGAACGCAUUCUCAGCAUAGCACUAGUCAGGAUGAUGUGGCAGGUGUAGAAGAAGCCAACCAAGGGUUUCCUGCUGUGCAGCUUGCUGAUGCACAGGAAAAGAUCACUAAAGGAGAAUGGUGGCAAGGUCAUGUGAAUCUUCCUCCACUUGAAUUCAAACCAGCAUUAAUGUUGGAAACCUUUAGCAUCAGUGCUGUUGUAAUGGAAAAGUCUGUUUGCACCCCUCAGAACUCUACCAGUGCUCUUUCUUUUCAUGAUCUCAACAAGCGUUAUUAUAAUACCUUUCACUGCAACUUUACAAUUUCUUGUCAGUCAAUAAGCCAGCAUGUAGAUAUGGCUUUGGUUCGUCUUAUUCAUCAAUUUAGUACCAUGAUAGAUGACAUCAAAGCGACUCAGACUGACAUUAAACUUAGCAGAUACACAGCUGGAUCAGCUUCCCCAACACCCACCUUCAAAACCAGAAAACAUCGGGAUUUUCGCUCAUCUGACUUCAGCCGCAGUUCUAGAGGAAGUCUGAAUGGUGGCAAUAGAGUAAACAAUGCAAAGAACAAACGGACCAACAAUGAAAAUAACAAAAAGGAAUCUCGAAACAAAAAUUCGUUAGGAAGAUCUGAAAGAAGAACUUCAAAAGUGUCCAGGAAGGGUUCAAAAGAUGUGGUGGACCAUAUGACUAUUCAUAUGGAUGACUCCGAUUCAAUCACAGUGUCAGAACAAAGUGAGCCUUCGGCUGAGUGCUGGCAGAAUAUGUAUAAAUUACUUAACUUCUAUUCACUUAUCUCUGAUCCAACAGGAAUAUUGGAAAAAUCUUCAGAAACAUUUGGACCAGCAGGAGUUCGGAGCCCUACAGAGCCAACAUGUAAAGUUGUGUUUGAGAAUGAACAAGACAAUAACAGUUUGACUAAGACACAGAGGAAACGUAGCUUGGUAACUUCUGAACCUCAGCAUGUUACUCUAAUCGUGUUUGGGAUUGGCAUGGUGAACCGCACACACCUGGAGGCAGACAUUGGUGGGCUAACAAUGGAAUCAGAGCUGAAGAGGAUUCAUGGCAGCUUUACACUUAAGGAAAAAAUGAAAGAUGUUUUACAUCAAAAGAUGACUGAGACAUGUGCUACUGCUCAUAUUGGUGGGGUUAAUAUUGUGCUGCUUGAAGGGAUUACACCAAAUAUACAACUGGAGGAUUUUCCUACAUCUCCUACAAGCACAGCCAAACAAGAGUUUCUAACUGUGGUGAAGUGUAGUAUUGCCAAGUCACAAGCCCUCUACAGUGCCCAGAGAGGUUUGAAGACUAACAAUGCUGCUGUGUUCAAAGUAGGGGCUAUCAGCAUCAACAUUCCCCAGCACCCUGCCACCUUACAUAGCAUGAUGGUUCGAAGUUCCCACCAACUGUCUAAGCAGAUCUCAGAUCUCAUCAGACAGCCUUCUACAGCCCCACAGCCUGUGAAAGAAGAUAUUGCAACGCCUCUACCUUCUGAAAAAACCCCAACUAGUGUUAAUCAAACUCCUAUUGAAACGAAUGAAUUUCCUCAGCUACCGGAAGGUUUAGAAAAGAAGCCUAUUGUUCUUAAGUUCAGUGCCAUGUUAGAUGGUAUAGCCAUAGGAGCAGCACUUUUACCAUCUCUAAAAGCAGAAUAUAAAAUGGGAAGAAUGAGGAGUCAUGGAAUGACAGGUGCACAGACCAGAUUUACAUUUGAGCUGCCAAAUCACAGAUUACGUUUUACUUCAAAAGUUUCUGCCACGGAUAUGUCAACCAUUCCUCCUUCUGCCAGUCUCAACCUUCCUCCUGUUACUAUGUCAGGAAAAUAUAUAAUGGAAGAGCAUGAUAGUUAUUCAGAUCAGGUGUGGAGUAUAGAUGAACUACCUUCUAAACAAGGGUACUAUUUACAGGGAAAUUACCUACGUUGUGUGGCAGAAGUUGGCUCUUUUGAACAUAAUCUCACAACCGAUCUGCUAAACCACUUGGUAUUUGUGCAGAAAGUGUUCAUGAAGGAAGUUAAUGAAGUAAUACAGAAAGUUUCUGGUGGGGAGCAGCCUAUUCCUCUUUGGAAUGAACAUGAUGGGACGGCAGAUGGAGAUAAGCCUAAAAUUCUACUCUAUUCCCUGAAUUUGCAGUUUAAGGGCAUCCAAGUAACAGCCACAACUCCAUCAAUGAGAGCUGUGAGAUUUGAAACUGGAUUGAUAGAGCUGGAACUUUCAAACCGACUUCAAACCAAAGCCUCACCAGGAAGUAGCAGCUAUCUGAAACUGUUUGGUAAAUGCCAAGUGGAUUUAAAUCUGGCAUUAGGACAAAUUGUCAAACAUCAGGUUUAUGAGGAAGCCGGUUCUGAUUUUCAUCAAGUUGCGUAUUUUAAAACCAGAAUUGGAUUAAGAAAUGCCCUCCGAGAAGAAAUCAGUGGUUCUUCAGAUAGAGAAGCUGUGCUUAUUACCUUGAAUAGACCAAUUGUUUAUGCACAGCCUGUGGCCUUUGACAGAGCUGUGCUGUUUUGGCUGAAUUAUAAGGCUGCCUAUGACAACUGGAAUGAACAACGAAUGGCUUUACAUAAAGAUAUCCAUAUGGCUACAAAGGAAGUAGUAGAUAUGCUACCAGGUAUCCAGCAAACAUCAGCCCAGGCCUUUGGGACUCUCUUCCUCCAGCUUACUGUGAAUGAUCUGGGAAUAUGUCUGCCCAUCACAAAUACUGCGCAGUCUAAUCACACUGGAGACCUUGACAUUGGUUCUGCUUUAGUAUUGACCAUUGAAAGUACUCUCAUCACUGCUUGUUCUUCAGAAUCUCUGGUUAGUAAAGGGCAUUUCAAAAACUUUUGUAUUCGUUUUGCUGAUGGCUUUGAGACGUCGUGGGAUGACUGGAAACCAGAAAUUCGUGGCGAUCUAGUGAUGAAUGCCUGUGUAGUUCCAGAUGGCACCUAUGAAGUAUGUUCUAGGACUACAGGACAAGCAGCUGCUGAAAGUAGUAGUGCUGGAACAUGGACGCUCAAUGUAUUAUGGAAAAUGUGUGGGAUUGAUGUCCACAUGGAUCCUAACAUUGGCAAAAGGCUUAAUGCUCUGGGCAAUACCCUUACGACACUGACAGGAGAGGAGGACAUAGAUGAUAUUGCUGAUCUCAAUUCAGUGAACAUAGCUGACCUGUCCGAUGAGGAUGAAGUUGAUACUAUGUCUCCCACUAUCCAUACUGAAGCUGUAGAUUAUCGAAGACCAGGAGCAUCAUGCAGCCAGCCAGGAGAACUUAGAGGAAGAAAAAUCAUGAAGCGUAUAGUGGAUAUCAGAGAACUGAAUGAACAGGCCAAAGUAAUAGAUGAUCUUAAAAAAUUAGGUGCAAGUGAAGGAACCAUAAACCAGGAAAUUCAGCGUUAUCAACAAUUAGAAUCUGUUGCUGUGAACGAUAUUCGAAGAGACGUUCGUAAAAAAUUACGGAGGUCUAGUAUGCGAGCUGCUUCCCUAAAGGAUAAAUGGGGUUUGGGUUACAAACCAAGUUACAGCCGUUCAAAAAGCAUUUCUGCUUCUGGAAGACCACCUCUUAAACGAAUGGAAAGGGCAAGUUCUCGAAUAGGAGAAACUGAGGAGCUCCCUGAAAUCCGUGUAGAUGCAGCAUCUCCUGGACCCAGAGUAACUUUCAAUAUCCAAGAUACAUUUCCAGAGGAGACAGAACUGGACCUUUUGUCAGUAACCAUUGAAGGUCCCUCCCAUUACUCAUCAAACAGUGAAGGAUCAUAUUCUGUGUUCAGCUCUUCCAAAACUCCAGGAGGCUUUUCAACAGGCAUUCCUUUCCAACCUGAAGAGGGCCGACGGGAUGACAGUUUGUCUUCCACUAGUGAAGAUUCUGAGAAGGAUGAAAAGGAUGAAGAUCAUGAGAGGGAAAGGUUUUAUAUUUACAGGAAACCCUCACAUACAUCUCGUAAAAAAGCAACAGGUUUUGCUGCUGUUCAUCAACUAUUUACAGAACGCUGGCCCACGGCUCCAGUCAACCGAAGUCUUAGUGGCACAGCUACAGAGAGAAAUAUUGACUUUGAACUUGAUAUACGUGUUGAAAUUGAUAGUGGAAAAUGUGUGCUACACCCAACUACCCUUCUACAAGAACAUGACGAUAUAAGUUUGAGAAGGAGUUAUGAUAGAAGUUCCAGGAGCUUAGAUCAAGAUUCUCCUUCAAAAAAGAAGAAGUUUCAAACUAAUUAUGCUUCUACUACCCAUUUAAUGACUGGCAAGAAAGUGCCAUCAUCUCUACAGACAAAACCUAGUGACUUAGAAACAACAGUAUUUUACAUUCCUGGAGUUGAUGUAAAGUUGCAUUACAAUUCCAAGACACUAAAGACUGACUCACCUAAUGCCUCCAGAGGAUCUUCCUUGCCAAGAACGCUCUCUAAAGAGUCCAAGCUGUAUGGUAUGAAAGAUAGUGCAUCAUCUCCUCCUUCUCCUCCUUUACCCUGCACUGUCCAGAGCAAGACUAACACCUUACUUCCUCCCCAACCCCCACCUAUUCCCUCAGCCAAAGGAAAAGGAAGUGGAGGAGUCAAAACAGCCAAAUUGUACGCUUGGGUAGCACUUCAGUCAUUGCCAGAAGAAAUGGUUAUUAGUCCCUGCCUAUUAGAUUUUCUGGAAAAAGCUCUAGAAACUAUCCCAAUCACACCAAUUGAAAGGAAUUAUACAACUGUCAGUUCACAAGAUGAAGAUAUGGGACAUUUUGAAAUACCUGAUCCUAUGGAAGAAUCAACAACAUCAUUAGUAUCAUCUUCAACAUCUGCUUACUCUUCCUUCCCUGUAGAUGUUGUGGUUUAUGUACGAGUUCAGCCCUCACAGAUCAAGUUUAGCUGUUUACCAGUAUCAAGAGUAGAAUGCAUGCUGAAGCUGCCAUCCCUGGACUUGGUGUUUUCUUCCAACCGAGGAGAACUAGAGACUUUAGGGACCACAUAUCCCACAGAGACUUUAUCCCCUGGAGGUAAUACUACCCAGAGUGGAACAAAGACCUCUUCAAGCAAAACUGGAAUACCAGGUUCAUCAGGACUAGGCAGCCCUCUUGGCAGAAGUCGACACAGUAGUAGUCAGUCAGAUCUAACCAGUUCCAGCAGUAGUUCAUCUGGUUUGAGCUUCACUGCAUGCAUGUCUGAUUUUUCCCUUUAUGUAUUUCAUCCAUAUGGAGCAGGGAAACAAAAAACUGCUGUUUCUGGGCUGACUCCUGGAUCAGGAGGACUAGGGAAUGUGGAUGAAGAACCCACUUCAGUCACUGGUCGAAAAGACUCACUCAGUAUAAACCUUGAAUUUGUAAAAGUGAGUUUGUCUCGGAUAAGGCGUUCAGGAGGUGCCUCAUUUUUUGAAAGUCAGUCUGUAAGCAAGUCUGCAAGCAAAAUGGACACUACACUAAUCAAUAUAUCUGCUGUCUGCGAUAUAGGAUCUGCCUCCUUUAAAUAUGAUAUGCGUCGACUCAGUGAAAUUCUGGCAUUUCCAAGAGCCUGGUAUAGGAGAAGUAUUGCAAGACGCUUAUUCCUUGGAGACCAAACUAUAAAUUUGCCAACAUCUGGCCCAGGGACACCUGAUUCCAUUGAAGGGGUAAGCCAACAUCUUUCUCCAGAAUCAUCAAGAAAAGCUUACUGCAGGACCUGGGAGCAGCCUAGUCAGUCAGCCUCCUUCACCCACAUGCCUCAGUCACCUAACGUAUUCAAUGAACAUAUGACAAACAGCACCAUGUCACCAGGGACAGCAGCACAGAGCCUAAAGUCCCCAGCUUCCAUAAGAUCAAGGAGCGUGUCUGAUUCUUCAGUUCCCCGAAGAGAUUCACUUUCAAAAACAUCAACUCCUUUUAACAAAUCAAACAAAACAGCAAGCCAACAAGGGACCCCAUGGGAAACAUUGGUCGUGUUUGCCAUCAACUUGAAGCAAUUAAAUGUUCAAAUGAAUAUGAGUAAUGUAAUGGGAAAUACAACGUGGACAACUAGUGGUUUGAAGAGUCAGGGCCGUCUGUCAGUAGGAAGUAACCGAGAUCGAGAGAUAAGCAUGUCUGUUGGCCUGGGAAGAUCACAGUUAGAUUCUAAAGGAGGAGUAGUGGGAGGGACCAUAGAUGUCAAUGCUUUGGAGAUGGUUGCUCAUAUUUCUGAACAUCCAAAUCAGCAACCCAGUCACAAAAUUCAGAUUACUAUGGGUUCUACAGAAGCUCGUGUUGAUUACAUGGGCUCAAGUAUCCUCAUGGGUAUCUUCAGUAAUGCUGAUCUCAAGCUUCAGGAUGAAUGGAAAGUAAAUCUGUAUAAUACACUGGAUUCAAGCAUGACUGAUAAGAGUGAAAUAUUUGUCCAUGGAGAUCUGAAGUGGGAUAUUUUCCAAGUAAUGAUAUCAAGAUCAACUACACCGGACCUGAUAAAAAUAGGAAUGAAACUCCAGGAAUUUUUCACACAACAGUUUGACACCAGCAAACGAGCUCUGUCUACCUGGGGACCUGUUCCAUAUCUUCCACCUAAGACAAUGACAAAUAACUUAGAGAAAAGUUCACAAGAACAAUUGCUUGAUGCAGCUCAUCAUCGACAUUGGCCUGGAGUAUUGAAGGUGGUAUCGGGAUGCCACAUAUCCUUAUUUCAGAUUCCAUUACCAGAAAAUGGAAUGCAGUUUGGAGGAUCAAUGAGCUUACAUGGAAAUCAUAUGACACUAGCUUGUUUUCAUGGUCCAAAUUUCCGUUCAAAAUCCUGGGCCCUUUUUCACUUAGAAGAACCAAAUAUUGCUUUUUGGACUGAAGCUCAGAAAAUCUGGGAAGAUGGGUCUAGUGAUCAUUCUACAUAUAUUGUACAAACGCUGGAUUUUCAUCUGGGCCAUAACACCAUGGUUACCAAACCAUGUGGUGCUUUGGAAAGUCCUAUGGCAACAAUAACUAAGAUAACAAGGCGUCGCCAUGAGAAUCCACCCCAUGGAGUAGCAAGUGUGAAAGAAUGGUUCAAUUAUGUUACAGCCACAAGAAAUGAAGAGCUAAACUUGCUUCGUAAUGUUGAUGCUAAUAAUACUGAGAAUAGUACUACAGUGAAAAAUUCUAGUUUGUUGAGUGGAUUCAGAGGAGGUUCUAGCUACAAUCAUGAAACAGAGACUAUCUUUGCUUUACCAAGGAUGCAGCUUGAAUUUAAAUCCAUUCAUGUUCAAGAGCCACAAGAACCUUCAUUACAGGAUGCCAACCUGAAGCCGAAGGUAGAAUGCAGUGUGGUGACAGAGUUCACUGAUCAUAUUUGUGUGACUAUGGAUGCUGAGCUCAUCAUGUUCCUUCAUGAUUUAGUGUCAGCUUACCUUAAAGAAAAAGAAAAAGCCAUUUUUCCACCUCGGAUUUUAUCUACUCGACCAGGACAAAAAAGUCCAAUUAUUAUACAUGAUGACAAUUCCUCUGACAAAGACAGAGAAGACAGCAUCACUUACACUACUGUGGACUGGAGAGAUUUUAUGUGCAACACAUGGCAUCUAGAACCCACUCUUAGAUUAAUUUCUUGGACUGGAAGAAAAAUUGAUCCAGUAGGUGUUGAUUAUAUUCUUCAAAAACUGGGCUUCCAUCAUGCCAGGACUACAAUUCCUAAAUGGCUUCAAAGAGGAGUCAUGGACCCACUUGAUAAAGUUCUCUCAGUUCUUAUCAAAAAACUUGGUACUGCACUACAGGAUGAAAAGGAAAAGAAAGGAAAAGACAAAGAAGAACACUAAAA
Messenger RNA from Puma concolor (puma), 14870 nucleotides. The record is from RefSeq and is a predicted model, not a curated record. NCBI's taxonomy places the organism in Eukaryota, Metazoa, Chordata, Mammalia, Carnivora, Felidae.